Messenger RNA from Penicillium waksmanii, 1449 nucleotides. RefSeq lists its product as uncharacterized. Gene Ontology annotation, molecular function: carbohydrate:proton symporter activity. The transcript is spliced from 4 exons. Bases 1 to 1449 code for a protein of 482 amino acids. Gene Ontology annotation, biological process: carbohydrate transport; transmembrane transport. Gene Ontology annotation, cellular component: membrane. The record is from RefSeq and is a predicted model, not a curated record. Lineage: Eukaryota; Fungi; Ascomycota; Eurotiomycetes; Eurotiales; Aspergillaceae.
AUGGGCUUUCUAACAAUUCCCGAGCUGAAUACUCGUCAGGGUACUUUGCGUGCCUAUCACUUGACAGCUAUUGUUUUUAUCUCAUCAUUUCUCUCGGCCUAUGAUUCCGGUAUUGCAGGUGGCAUCUUAACCUACCAGUCCUUUCAAGAUGAUUUCAGAUUCACCGCAGCCCACAAGUCCAAAGUCUCGUCUCUGACUGUCGGUCUGGAACAACUGGGCUCGUUCGUUGCAGCCAUGCUUGUUUACCCUUUGACCAACAAAUAUGGGCGUAAACUAUGUAUCAUUGGCUCAACUGCGCUUUUCGUCAUUGGUGUGAUCAUCCAGGUCAACAAGACACACUCGCUAGGAGCCUGGUAUGUCGGCCGUAUCAUAUCGGGUCUGGGGAUGGGUGGCCAAAGUGUGGGUGUGGCUCAGAACCCUUCAAUUGCUGGCACCUCGCGCGAGUGGCAGAUCCCUGUCGCCCUGCAGUUGAUCUCGGGUGGCAUUCUCUUGAUCGCUACUUUGACGCUUCCAGAAUCUAUCCGUUGGCUCUUGACUCAGAACCGCACUGAUGAUGCCUGGAAGGCGAUCACCUGGGUCCGUGGAGGCGAUACUCCAAAGACCCGCGAAGAGUUCACCGAAACACAACUCGGUCUUCAGGCUGAGCAGGCCGAGAGGGAGAACUUCUCAUAUCGCGAGCUUCUAGAGCCAGCUAACCGUCUUCGUUUCAUCGUUGGCCCCGUCCUCUUUAUCUUCCAGAACGCUACUGGAAGUAGCGCCCUGGCUGUAUUUGCGCCACAGUACUUCAAACUCAUAGCUGGCAAUGAUGAAAAUCGCAACAUGCUACUCACUGGACUGUUUGGUGCUGUCAAGGUUAUCGCCUGUACCUUCUUUAUUUGGGUCCUAGCUGAACGUAUCGGUCGUCGCAUGACUCUAGUCAGUGGAUCGGCAUUAAUGGCAAUUUGCAUGCUGAUUACUGCGUUGAUUGUGGACUUUGUUCCCACUCAAUCAUCCACUAAUGUGACCUCUGCUGGAAAGGCUACUGUGGCAAUGAUCUUUUUAGACAUCAUGAUCUAUAACUGUUCCUGGGGUCCACUUCCUUGGGCCUAUGUACCUGAGAUCUUCCCGACGCGUAUUCGUGCACUGGGCUUGGCUGUCAGUAUGCUGGCGCACUGGGCAUCUUCAUUCUGCUUCUCCUUCGCGAGUCCAUAUAUGAUUCAGAAUGUCGGCGCCAACACGUUUCUGAUCUUCAUGGGCUUUGAUGUAUUAGGCACCGUCUUCUGUUGGUUCUUCGUCAAGGAGACUCGUGGGAAGAAUCUCGAGGUGGCCGCUGGAACCGAAUGGGAGGCAGCCGAGCGCAGCUCCUCUGACGAUGGCGAGAAAGGCACUGUUUUGGGUCAGGAUGGCAAGAAAGUACAGCUGGUUAGCGUUCAUGAAAACUUCCACGCCAACAUCAAGCAACGUUCGUGA